UUGGAGAAGCGUGCUAAGAAGGUGAUUGAUCGGAGAACCACCACCACUUCCACCACGGAAGCCUUGCAGGCGUGGCGUAGAACCAUUUACGAUACGGUGGUAGAGUUGGUCCACCCAACGGUCGUUGCCGGUGUGACUUUUAGCGCCAAGCCGCCAGCCACCACCGAUGCCAUGGCGUUCUGGGUGUCGUUGAACAAGGAUGGGACGCCAAAGACGAUUAAGCCUAAAAACAAAGGUGGGAUCAUCAAAAACUCUUCUCCAGGCUAUUCCACGUGGUUUCAGACUCCAAUGACCACCACACUCAGCUUCGAGGAGGUCAAGGCUCACAACAUGCUGCCAGAUGAGAAGCACGUGGAGGUGAGCUACACGCCAGAGGACGAGACCUAUGUGCUGUUGAUCCCGAUCAUCCGUUGCACGCCUGAAAGAUACUUCAAGAAAGGUGUCGCAAAGAAUGUGGUGUCGGCACCUUUCUGUACCCCGCAACAGGACGUACAAUGGCGCACGGAGAAGACGUACUUCCUCACGUGGUACUCCAAGUUCUUUAAUACAGAUGUCACCAAUGUUAGGGUCCAUUUGGCGUAUAUCACAGAGACGCGUUCCGAAAAGGGCAUGGCCAAGCGUGGUAUUAUCGACCAUAAGGACGCUGACGUGGAAGACAGACCGAUGACUGGUAUUGCCAGUGCCUUCUACUCGUCCUCAUGGGUCAGAAACCAGGACGGGAUUAUCCCAAUCUAUAUUGACGAAAAGUGGCUAGUCAACACGUACUCCUAUUCCAAGGUGAUCAUUGGUAUUCAGCCGGACGACAUGUCAGACGAGGAUUUCGACUUCCAUACCAACAGCAUCAAGGUCAACAUCUCCAAGACUGCCAAGGUGGCUAAGAACCCGAAAGGGGUGCUCAAGGAAGAGAACAAUUCAGGCGAUGACGUCUAUUACAUCAUUAUGGCUCUUCCUACCGUGGUCAUCCUCGCGGCCCUCGGCAUGUAUGUUUUCCUCUGGAUGACCAAGGGCGACAGAGACCUCUCGCACUUGAAAAAAUACCGCGGCAAGUUCCAGAAAGUUGGCAGAAACAAAAAAUACGAUAAGUUGCCACAGUUUGAG
Messenger RNA from Babjeviella inositovora NRRL Y-12698, 1098 nucleotides. Its product is annotated as DUF4448 domain-containing protein. The annotation marks the transcript as partial. The record is from RefSeq and is a predicted model, not a curated record. Lineage: Eukaryota; Fungi; Ascomycota; Pichiomycetes; Serinales. The transcript has a single exon.